UGUACUAUAUAUGGAUUUUGGUUGGAUGAUUUUGGGUUUGCUUAAUAUGGGCGUAGUGUGAUAGUUCUUGUUGCAAUUUACUUGGUUUGUCUGGUUGUCAAGAACAUUUGGAGAAAGAAAUUUGGUAUUUUCAGUUAUGCUUCAUGAUUUGAGUAAAGAAAUGAAUUCUGGAAAUGACAAUUUUUGGUUGGGUUGAAGUCCUACAGAAGCAACAAGAGAUGAGGCAGGUUGAGUUGUUUGCAAAGGAGGGAGACUGGCAGAGUUUAAGGCCAUGCAAGCUCAAGCUGAAACCGACCUUAGGAAAUGGGGAGACUGAAAGUCAUGGAACUUAUUUAGAGGUUUGUUGUUGGAUGGGACAGAGCAGAAGGACAAUGGUGAUGGACUGGUUCAUUUGUAAUCUGACCAAAAUGAGAAGAUUGAAUAUAGUUUACCAUAUACCAAAGAUGCAUCUACAAUGCAUUCAGGCUAAUGAUUAGUUACGAAGUUCGUUCGAGGAUAAUGGUGUACUGCAAUGUGCUAUUGAUGAAGAGUAAGUCUUCAGUAACGAUGGCUGAAAUUUUAUAGGAUCAUGCCUUCCCUGACUUCAUAUAAAUUGAGCUAUUAAUUACUAGACAAUAGAGCUAUUAUUUUUACUUCACCUAUAUACAAAAACAAUGUCAUUCUAACGUUUUCUUUCUGCUGUACAUUUCAGAAUGAACUGGUAUGAUGCAGAGUGAAAACAGCCAAAUUUGUGAAAAUAGCAGGAUUCUAUAAUGCCUCCAAGGCACAUAAGCCGUCCAAGACUUCUGAUACACCAAGUUUCACACUAUCUUUUGUUUCUAUUUUUCCAGGUUUCU
Messenger RNA from Rosa chinensis, 836 nucleotides. RefSeq lists its product as uncharacterized. The record is from RefSeq and is a predicted model, not a curated record. NCBI's taxonomy places the organism in Eukaryota, Viridiplantae, Streptophyta, Magnoliopsida, Rosales, Rosaceae. The transcript has 3 exons. The coding region runs from base 174 to 476 and encodes 100 amino acids.